AUGCCCUCGCUUCCGUUCGUCAAAGUCGCAGAACAAGAGGACAUGAAGCUAGCACUCAUGCUGAACGUGAUCGAUCCCACAAUCGGUGGCGUUUUGAUCAUGGGAGAGAGGGGGACUGGCAAAUCAGUUGCGGUGAGGGCCAUGGUGGACUUGCUGCCUGAGAUAGAGGUGGUGGCAGAGGAUGCCUUCAACUCUCACCCCACAGACACAAAGCUGAUGGGGCCAGACGUGCUGCAGCGCCACAGGAACGGCGAGCAGCUGCCAAUGGUUAGAGUGAAAACCCCACUGGUGGAGCUGCCCCUGGGCGCAACAGAGGACCGCAUCUGCGGUACCAUCAACAUCGAGAAGGCGCUCCAGGAGGGCGUCAAGGCCUACGAGCCCGGCCUGCUGGCGAAGGCGAACCGGGGCAUCUUGUAUGUGGACGAGGUGAAUCUGCUUGAUGAUGGUUUGGUGGACGUUGUGCUUGACAGCAGUGCCAGCGGCGUCAACACAGUGGAGCGCGAGGGUAUCGGCAUCGUUCACCCCGCCAAAUUCAUCAUGAUCGGCUCCGGCAACCCCCAGGAGGGGGAGAUGAGGCCACAGCUGCUGGAUCGUUUCGGUAUGAGCGUCAACGUGGCCACGAUGCAGAACAUUGCGGCCAGGACGCGCAUGGUGCUGGACCGCAUCGCCUUUGAGAACGACCCGGACGCCUUCUGCGUGGAGGCGGAGGAGGAGCAGGCGGCGCUGCGAGCGCAGCUGACGGCCGCAACCGAGGCGGCGCCGGGGAUCGCGAUGGCGCGCGAGCUCAAGGUGACCAUUAGCGAGAUCUGCUCCCUGCUGGACGUGGACGGCAUCCGUGGGGACAUCACCACCAACAAGGCCGCACGCGCCCUGGCCGCCUUUGAGAGCAAGGACACCGUCACCAUCGACCACGUGCGCCGCGUCAUCGGCCUCUGCCUUAACCACCGGCUGAGGAAGGACCCUCUGGAGACCAUCGACAGUGGCACAAAGGUGGCGCUGGCCUUCCGGCGAAUCACAGACCCCCAGCGCGCAGCCAAGGAGGAGAAGGCCAAGAAGGAGGCAGAGGCCGCAGCCGCCAAGGCUGCAGAGAAGGCCAACAAAAAGGCCGGCGCCUGGGGCGGACUGCCUGGCCCAAAACGAUGA
Messenger RNA from Coccomyxa subellipsoidea C-169, 1143 nucleotides. RefSeq names its product magnesium-chelatase subunit. The transcript has 7 exons. The record is from RefSeq and is a predicted model, not a curated record. Bases 1 to 1143 code for a protein of 380 amino acids. Gene Ontology annotation, molecular function: ATP binding; ATP hydrolysis activity. Gene Ontology annotation, biological process: chlorophyll biosynthetic process. Gene Ontology annotation, cellular component: chloroplast stroma. Lineage: Eukaryota; Viridiplantae; Chlorophyta; Trebouxiophyceae; Coccomyxaceae.